AUCCCUGUGUCAAAGAUAAAAAUCGAGCAAUGAAAAAGCGGUUUGAAUUGUAUAUAGACCAAUCUGUCAGUGUAACUUUCACACGAAGUAGAAUAAGUAUCUCGUUAAAAAAUUAAUUGGAAAUUGAAUUUAUCGUAAUAUUAUCGUAUACCAAGAAGAGGAGAGAAGAGAAGAGAAGAGUUAAGAAAAGAAAAGAAAAGAAAAGAAAAGAAAAGAAAAAAAAGGAAAAGAAAAGGAAAGAAAAGGAAAGGAAAGGAAAGGAAAAAAGAAACAAGUGAAUUAAUGGGGACCGCGUCCCGUGAAGCUGGCCAUUUUCGUGAACCACCGUAACGAAAAGUGUGAUCGCGUUUGGAUUGGACUUGCAUGAGAUUAGCUGUGGACUGUGGGGUGUGGAGUCUUUUAUGCCAUAAGCUAUCUACGUACCCAUUCAAGAAUCUGCAACAUUUAGAUUCUUGUCAAGAUCCAAGUGGAAAAAUUUUUGCAUCUUACUCUACCGGAUAAAAUGAUCUCUAUUUUGAAUAAUCUUCUCAUUUUACUUGUUGUGUAAACGAUUGUUUAUGGAUUUUGUAUGAAGUAUCAAAACCGUGAAAUAUCGCCCAUCGCGAAGAAACUUGGCAAUCGAAGAAAGCGGAGAUGGAUAAUUCAGAAGAGCCAACAAGUUUGCAGUCCAUUUGUCAUAUACAUGCUUCAGAGUUAUUUCCAAAGCAUGCACAUUUCGAAUGCGAAGAUCAGACUCUUACAGUUCCAUUUACACCAUUGAGCGGGGAAUCUAUCGUAGCACUUGGACGUACAUCGGAUGGAAUAUUGGCCCUUUCAAAUUACAGACUCUAUUUACAAUUAAGUCAGACGUGUUACAAUAUCCCAUUGGGUUUAAUAGAGCAAUUAGAAGUUAAAGAAAUUUUUUUCUUGCAUAUUGCUUGUAAAGACGCACGUUCGCUAAGUUGCGCCUUUUCCACAAACGAACACUGUUUGGAAUGGUUCAAACGACUACAUAAACUGACUUAUCCACGUAAAAAUAUAGAAGAUAUAUUUGCUUUUGCUUAUUACGCCUGGUCCGUAGAAGAAGGUAAAGAUAGCUUGAAGCUUGGAAAAGAUAACGCUUCUUACAGUGGUACUUUUAAUUCUGAGGUAGAACGACUGAAAUUUAAUUUACACGGUACAUGGCGUAUAAGUCAGAUGAAUAAAGAUUAUCGAAUGUGUCCGUCGUAUCCACCGUUGCUUUUGGUUCCUGCUUGCAUUUCCGACAAGAUCCUUGAAACGGUGGCUAAAUUCCGAAGUUCUCGACGAAUUCCUGCCGUUGUUUGGAGGCACGUGAAGAAUGGUGCGGUGAUAGCACGAAGUAGUCAACCAGAAGUGGGAUGGCUUGGUUGGCGAAGCGCGGAAGACGAAGAUCUAUUGAAGGCUCUUGCAGAUGCAUGCUCCUACGAUAAAGGUGAAUCGACGAUGGUGGACUCUUCUAUCAUUUAUCCCGAUAAUAGCGACGAUGGUGUCGCAGGAAAUAGUAGCAAAAAAGUUUUAAUCGUGGACGCGAGGUCGUACACAACCGCCGUGGCAAAUAGAGCGCGCGGUGGUGGUUGCGAAUGUCCAGAGUAUUAUCCCAGUUGCGACAUACAGUUUAUGAAUUUACCUAACAUUCAUUCGAUACGAAAGAGCUUUCAUGCGGUGAGGCAACUGUGCGCAUCGGACGCGGAUCAACCCAAUUGGCUUAGUCUUUUAGAAGGAACACGAUGGUUACAACACAUGUCUGGAUUGUUACGCGCAGCUGUGACCGUAGCUUCGGCGAUCGAAAGAGAUGGUCGGCCAGUAUUGGUUCAUUGUAGCGACGGUUGGGAUAGAACUCCUCAAAUAGUUGCAUUAGCACAGAUCCUUCUCGAUCCUUAUUAUAGAACUAUGGAGGGAUUCCAAAUUUUAUGCGAGAGAGAAUGGUUAGACUUUGGACAUAAAUUCGCAGAUCGUUGUGGGCAAACGGUUGGCUGCGAAGAUCCAAACGAACGAUGUCCAGUAUUUUUACAAUGGCUUGAUUGUGUACAUCAACUAAUUCUACAGUUCAAAUGCAGUUUUCAAAUAUCUCCCGCAUAUCUUGUUAAACUAGCGCAACACACGUAUUCGCAGCUUUUCGGUACAUUUCUUUGCAACACGAGGCAAGAAAGGUUACAACUGAGAAUACGUGAGCGUACAUUUUCGGUGUGGCGAUUCCUUAAUUCCAGUUCGUUCGUAAAUCAUUUGUAUUCACCGUUAAAAAAUCAAGUAUUAUGGCCAAGUUGUAACGUACGCGACCUCGUUUUAUGGUCCGAAGUAUAUUUAGGUUCUAUGGAAUCUUCUCUCGGUAUCAGGGACGAUAAACAGAGGGUAACGAUGAUUGAUAUCGAGGGUGGCGAUAACGAGGAACCACAGGGACAAAUGACUAAAACUCGAUCGUACGGCGAUCUGAUGCAUGCUCCCGAUCAUACGGCCUAUCUACAUCGUAGACUUAGCGAUCCGAGUAUUUCGGUGGAAAAAAAAUUUGAUUCUUUGACGCUGGACACAGAAAGCGAAGAAAAGAUUGAAAAUCAGGUUGAAAAUUGUAAGAGCGAAAGAGUCGAUGAAAAUAGAGUGGAAAAGUUUGAUGAAACGGAAACACAGUACGCGAGGGUACAGGUGUUGAACGAUUCGCCGGUAAAUCCUUCGGUGGAUAGCUCGACAGACACUUUAAUACCCAGCAACGAUUCUUUGGUUGGUGUAAUGAACGUCGAUAAGGAAACUAAGGUUGUGAAAAAUUCACCGUCGGACAUGGUAUCACCAUGGAUCGAGAACAACACAAUUGGUCGAACCGUUUGCUCGUGUAGUCGUAAUUAUAAUCAGAAUCAGAAUCAGAAUCAGAAUCAGAAUCAGAAUCAGAAUCAGAACGAGGGUAGCAGCGACGUUAGCGAUACCAGUGCACCGUUAAUAUCGAGAACACCUAGCAGCAUUUGUCCGGCUUCGCCGACUCAUCAGGACGCGACGGCAGAUAAUCUGGACAGGCUGGACGAUGCCGAUGGUCUUCCAGUUAUUCAGUGCGACGUUCAGAUGCGCGUGCAACAGAUUAUCGUCGAACACAAGUUAAAAGAGGAAGCGCUAAGAAAAGAAUUACAUACAACGAGAUUGGCUUUGAUAAAACAAGUUUGUAAUCACAACGCAGACACUGAACGCGUCGACGAUAUCGGAUCGUUACCCGAUUCGGUAGGAAGUACCGGAGAUCAUGGGGAAUCAUUACCUUCGGAUAUGUCUUGGGAAGCAGUCGAAGAAUUAGGUCCUGCUCCUACUCUGUGGGUACCGGAUCACGCGGUGAGUCGAUGCAUGGGAUGCGAUACGGAGUUUUGGCUCGGAAGGCGUAAGCAUCACUGCAGGUGCUGUGGUAAAAUCUUUUGCGCGGAUUGUUCGGAGAACUCGACACCGUUACCUAGCGAGCAGUUGUACAAUCCCGUCAGGGUUUGUAGCGAGUGUUUCUCUCGACUUCACCGCCACGCAAGUCCCUGUCAGUGCAACGUGCGUCAUCAGAACAAGGGAGAGAACGAUGCGGAGCUCUCGUCGAAUUCCGAAAGUUUGAUAAAUUGUCAACGAUCGAAAGGUUUGCACCUGACGAAGGACAGUUGUUGCGACAAUCUAUUGCAGGCUGCGCAUCAAAAAACCCAACCUCCUCCGGUCACAGCGGCCACGAUCGAGACGGUGUAUUGAAUCUCGGUGGAAAUAAUGACCGUGUACAUAAAAUAGAGGGGUGCGUAGUUGAUCGGACCUUUGUCGGACAUGGUUUGAUGCACCUUGGUUUUUCGGUACCAGCUGUAAAAGUCAAGAGUCGAAUUGAACCAGAGAUAGAGGAGACUGCAGGUGGUUAAAGAUAUGGUAAAUCUACGAGCGUUUUUCUUAGUCGAGGAGAGAUCAACUUUCUUGUCCACCUGAAAUUAAUAAGACGGAUAAGAUGUAUUUAUGAAUGGUUAAUUUUAUCUACGAAUUGUCGUACCUCGAUUAAUUUGUUUACAACUACUUGCAGGUGUUUCCAACGAAAAGGCGAGCCAACGAUGCACACCACGGUUAAACUCAUUACCCCAAGAACAUCGCUACACGUCGCGAUCACCGCCGUUCGAAACUUGAGUCUAGUGCUAUGUACCCAACCGUCUUUCAGAUCUCGCCAGAGACCCCAAAUUUCUGCACCGAGCAGUAACGUUAACACGCAUAAGCUAAAAAAGCGUAAAAAAAAAAAAAAAAAAAAAAAAAAA
Messenger RNA from Osmia lignaria (orchard mason bee), 4232 nucleotides. RefSeq names its product phosphatidylinositol-3,5-bisphosphate 3-phosphatase MTMR3. Lineage: Eukaryota; Metazoa; Arthropoda; Insecta; Hymenoptera; Megachilidae. Gene Ontology annotation, cellular component: membrane; cytoplasm. Gene Ontology annotation, biological process: regulation of autophagy; phosphatidylinositol dephosphorylation. The record is from RefSeq and is a predicted model, not a curated record. Gene Ontology annotation, molecular function: phosphatidylinositol-3-phosphate phosphatase activity; protein phosphatase binding; metal ion binding.